AAACUUUGGAAAUCAAGGAAGAAAUCAUCCAAGAUCGAGAGUCUUCCUCAGAGAAAGCUACAAGAAAAAAUCGUCAUAAAAGAUUUGAGUUAAUUUUGUGUACUGCAGACAUGCGAGAAGAUGAUAUUGUGACUGUUAACAAAUCGUAUAGCCGAGCGAUGCCAAGAAUUCAGGAAUCAAAUCAGGAACCGGAAAAGAAGUACACAUGCGAAAUGUGCGCCCGAAGCUAUGUACAGAAACAUAAUUUGAUGGCUCAUCAAAAAUAUGAUUGCAACGUCAGCCCACGGUUCAAAUGCAAAUUCUGCAAAAAACGAUUCAAACGGAAAAGUCAUAUGUGUAACCAUGUGAAUAGCGUUCACCUUAAAACGAACUUUCAGGCUUCGAAAAUCCGGCAUAAAUGCGACAAAUGUUCUCGAAGUUACAGUUGGCAUAGAGAUUUACGUCGACAUAAACGUUUACAACACGCAUCAGUCAAACCACAAUUUGUUUGCGAUAUUUGUGGCCAUACUGUGAAAGAAAAAUUUCUCUUGUCAAGACAUAUGAAUUCACGGCAUCUCAAGUACUUUAAUACGUGAAACUUCAAUGUUUUGAACAUUUCUAAUAGUAAUUGAAUAAUUAAUUGCCUAAAAUUGCUCCCUUUGGACAUUAGUUAAUAGAAAUAAACGGCUUAGCACGUGUUUAUAUUUUUGGUGAUUAGAAAAAUAACUUGGUUUUCUAUCCAAAUCAACAAGAAUCGUAUUUCAAAUAUUGAAUUCAUUAAGAUAUGUAUUGCUUCUUUAUAAAUAAAUAGUUAGUUUAAUUCUUUUUUUCAAUUUUUAUAAAGAGCAGUUGAACAUUAUUUUGGUCUCAAGUAAGUAAAAUAAUAGUAUUUCUGGUUUGGUGAAAUCGUGUUUUAUUUACUAAUUCGUUUAAAGUUGGCUUGAUGUAUUUUUCUGUCUUGACAGUAAAUAUUGAUGCAACGAAUUUGUCUAAAUUUUUUUUUUAUCAUUUGAUUUUUAAUAUA
Belonocnema kinseyi is the source of this 1003-nucleotide messenger RNA. RefSeq names its product zinc finger protein 235-like. The record is from RefSeq and is a predicted model, not a curated record. Gene Ontology annotation, molecular function: DNA-binding transcription factor activity, RNA polymerase II-specific; RNA polymerase II transcription regulatory region sequence-specific DNA binding. NCBI's taxonomy places the organism in Eukaryota, Metazoa, Arthropoda, Insecta, Hymenoptera, Cynipidae. Gene Ontology annotation, biological process: regulation of transcription by RNA polymerase II. The coding region runs from base 111 to 575 and encodes 154 amino acids. The transcript has 2 exons. Gene Ontology annotation, cellular component: nucleus.